Messenger RNA from Geodia barretti, 4294 nucleotides. The record is from the annotation of a GenBank genome assembly. Lineage: Eukaryota; Metazoa; Porifera; Demospongiae; Tetractinellida; Geodiidae.
UGUAACUGGAGGCUGCCAGUGCCAGGUUCCCAGAUGGGCACCAACCACUGCUAUCAGUACUAAUGGAUGGAGAGGGUGCAUUACCAGUGUAGCGACCCCAGAGUCUGACUCCCUACAGACUUACAGUGUUUGUAUACUUCCUAUCCAGGUCACUAUACAAGUGUUGCUGAAUUUAGCGGGAAACGCUUCGGGAGAAAAUCUUUGUGCAUUUUGCGGUUCAUUAGGCGUCGGUGAAAUUACAUACGACUGUAUGCUGAACUGUGAGAUCAGCAAUGUGGAAAGGUUUUCUCUGCGGUAUUUGCUUUUGCCAAGGAAACACUGGCUCGAGCAUUUCCCACUAAUAUGUACCAAUGGAAGAGACAAAGACGACUCCAAGUCCAAGGGCUAGAGGACCGCCCCACUUGAGGUACUUGUCGCUGGGAGCACAGGCAGCAGUCAGACUGAGACCUCCCACUACUCCCGCCGUGUAGAGAGCUGCACGACCCACCAGGGGACCAGCAAAGGCGACGAGAGGUGCCAUGGUGAGUCCCAUGAUGGAGGUGAAGAGGGUGAAGGCCCCGAUCUUGGCAGGCAGAGUCUCUGGAGUGUAAGGGACUGAGUAGCAGAGGAGGGCUGAUCCGAUGGAUCCCACACCAAACAGGAGCAUCGAAGCCAUAGGCCGGCCAGCCAUGAACCUCAUGACUGAGGUAGCUCUGGUGGCUGCAAACGCUGCCACUGACGUCACUCCAAGACCACUCGCAAAAGAGGUGUACGUGCUGCUGACUCUCUGACGAACAGCUUCAGGCCAGAACCUUGCUCUGUCGAUGGCACCGGCCUCAUUGGACAGUCCCAGUCCAUAGAAACACAGACUCCCAACUCCAAAUAGAGCACCGCCUCCCAGGAUAGCACGGCCUAUGUUAUCCCCUCCGAACCUGGCCCUCAGUCCGCUGCCCUCGACAGGAACGGCCCUCACAGUUCUGACCUCCCCACUGGCCAGUCGCCUCCACAACCGCCCCACCAUCUCCCUCCCUCCUCUUCCCACACCCAGCUGAGCUGGUCUGCACAGCGCCACCGCACUUUUGGAGAUGGUAAAUGCCAGCAUUACUUCUCCGUUGCAGCACGCUAAAGGUUGAUGCAAUGGUUCUAAAUAGUGCCCACCUCACCCCUGCACUUUGUUGUUACCUUGGAUACGGAAAACAACAGCGUGCUCCAAGCCUGGCCAGCAAGGAGUGGAGUGUUCAGGUCUUGAUCUCGCACUGAGCCUCGCGCAAGGAUGUCUCACUGGUAAGAGUAUUAACAUUCGUGCACAACUGGACCUAUGGCUGACCGCGAACUCCCCGUUUUGAAGGCUGUACAACCACCAGUGGCACUCUGCUCAGCAGGGUAUUGGAGAUCUACUACUGGAACAUGAGCUCCCACAACAACCUCCGAAACCUGAAAAGGACAAGGUGGUAGCCUUCAACAAGGUGGCCACCAUGUACAUCAGGUAUACCCUGGUCUUCCGAAAGCUGGAGGAGUGCUACGAUCAGAUGGUGCAUCCGCAGAAACGCAGACUCAUUAGACACAUGCUUGAUGGAACCAUUGGAAGGAUACUGGAGAUGAAGCAGGAGCUGUUCAGUUUGGAGCUACUGGAGUACAGCUACUUUGAUGACCUUCUGACUGACAUGAAACUUACUCCAGCAGAUGUGGAGCUGCCCAUCCCGCGCUACUUUCUGAGCGAGAAUGCCAAGGUUCUGAAGGAGAGAGAAAAGCUGCUGGGGUCCAUCCUGGCUCAAAUGGAAGCUCAGAAUGACACCAAGCCAGAAGAAGAGGUUACAAUGACAACAGAGGAAGCUAUCCAACUCAUUCAAGUUCAUGAGAGGGCUCGCCAAGGUCAACUUAGGGCAAGGUUCAUGAAGGAUAUAAAACUCCAGGCAGAGAGAGACAAACAGUCAGAGCUGAGAGGUCACCCUAAACUGGACAAGACCAUGGCUGCCACCAUCAUUCAGAAGAUGUGGAGAGGGUUCUCCCAGAGAAGAGCGGUGGAAGCCAUGAGAGCUGAAGAACUCGUCUUCCUUGGAAUGGCACUGCCUGUUGUCAAAUCUCAGAGGCACACGGCAGCUUACCUGGCCAGGAAGACUGAGGAGAAGAGGCAUGGAACUCAAGAACAGUAUGAGAAGGAGUAUAUCGAGGCUCUGGACACAGUGAAGCAGAGACUGGAGGAGACCGAGGGACCGGACGUGAAGGAACAGAUGCAAGACCAAAUCAGACAGUGGUUUAUCGAGACCAGGGAUGCCACGGGCAAGUUUCCCGACUAUCCAGAUGAGGAGGAGGGAGGUUCAGAGGCCAUCUUCAAGAAGAGAGAGGAGCUAAAAGCAGAUGAUAAUGAGGAAGGUAAAGGAAAGAAAGGAAAAGGCAAGAAAGGAAAAGACAAGAAAGAAAAAGGAAAAAAGGGCAAGAAAGGAAAGAAAGGGAAAAAAGGAGACGAAGAAGAGGAAUCGGGAUUUGUGUUGGCUCCAUCUAAUUUCGUCCCUACUCUAAACGAUUCGUCACUAAACUAUGCCAGUACGUGGCAAGAUCGAGAUGAGUCUGUUAAUCUGCUGCAGAAACAUGAUGUUGAGCUUAUCAAAGAUGCCAAGAGGGUAGAGAUUGAGGCAGAGAUAAGGAAACAGGUCGAUGAGCUAAUGAGAGAGGAGCUCAAGAACCUCAAGUUGGCUAUUGAAAAAGACAAAGGGAAGGGUAAGAAAGGGAAGAAAGGGAAGAAGGGUAAAAAAGGAAAGAAAGGUAAAAAGGGCAAGAAAGGCAAGAAAGAAAAAGAUCUGACUCCAGACAGGUCCAUAGAGGAUCUAUACACUGAGCUGGUGAGAGAAGGGAUCAUCGUCAAAUGUCCCAAAACUCGUCUCUCUGAAUAUGUGGGAGAGUACAGUUUCCUGGCUACUACACUGCGGAGAUCAGGGAUUGAGCCCAUGCCUUCAGUGUAUGACGUGAAGAGACUGGUGACUGAGCACUGCAUUCUACCCAUGGGGUCCCAAGCAGUACACGAGAAGGCCCCUCACAUCCCGUCGCUAAUGAUCACUGGUCCCCGUGGAGUAGGGAAGAAGAUGCUGUUGCAGGCAGUCUGUACUGAGGUGGGGGCCAAUCUGUUUGACCUGACUCCUGCCAACAUUGCUGACCGCUACCCCGGCAAAGCCGGCCUCAACAUGCUGCUUCACAUGGUCUUCAAGGUGGGGAAGGCUUGGGCUCCAUCAGUGGUCUUCAUUGGCGACUGUGAGAAGACUUGGAUGAAGAAGGUGCCCAAAACUGACAAGAGUGACCCCAAGAGGGUAAAGAAGGCACUGCCCAAGAUCCUCAAGACCUUGAAGCCAGAACACAGAGUUCAGAUCAUCGGAGUCAGCUCGGCUCCAUUCGAUGCAGAGGUAAAGGGACUGUGUGUGAUGUACCAGAGAAUAGUAAUGGUUCCAAGACCUGACUAUGCUUCCAGAUACGUGAUGUGGAGGGCCAUGAUAGAGUGGGUGGGUGGGGCCGGCUCCAUCAGUGGGGCCCUGGACCUCAGCUCCCUGGCCAAGAUCAGUGACGGCUACUCGGCCGGCCACAUCGACAAGGCUGUCACCUCUGUUCUCUCAGAGAGAAGAGUUCAACAGUUGCGUCGUAAGCCGUUGACGGCCUCUGAGUUCCUAGCACCUCUCUCCAAGAUGGAUCCCAUCUAUGCAGAAAUAGAAGAUGGAUUCAAGAACUGGUUUGGGAAGACUCCACUGGGUAAGAAGAGGAGUAAGGCAGUUCAGGGAGGUGAUGCAGACGCUGGGGCCAAGAAGGCCAAGAAAGGGAAGAAGGGAAAGAAAUAACUCACACACCAUAUCACCAUGCAUUCUACAUUCUUCACAACAAUAAGUUAUUGUGCAAAUUUUAGGACUAAGGAAGCAGUUUGAUUUUCUCGCGUAUUUACAAUCAUACUGUAAAGUAUGUGGCAGUGGCAUAAUUAUCAUUCAGACGACAAGGUUGGCUCACUUUACUCACUGAUGAUGAAGUGAUCGAUGCCAAGAGGAUAAGUGAUCGUGGUUUCUAAGUGGCCGCGAGAAAUGCUCCAGUGAACAAUACUGCAAGCAACAGCCUCAUUUCCUGGAAUGACCUCCUACUAUGGUGUUAUCAGCGACGACACUUGUUCUUCCAACCUGUUUUAUAUCACCACUACAUUAAUUUGAGAUUUUCCCUCUUGUUAAUUAUUAUUUAUUUUGUGAGGUGGAGUUGUGAUUCUUGCUUUAUUGUUGAAGGCUGGGUUCACAAUACGUCACAUUGCCCCUGUCGCAUAUAUAGCGCUUUGUCGCGUCCUGCUGCGAAG